Pediculus humanus corporis (human body louse) is the source of this 3486-nucleotide messenger RNA. RefSeq names its product rabkinesin-6, putative. Gene Ontology annotation, molecular function: ATP binding; microtubule motor activity; microtubule binding. NCBI's taxonomy places the organism in Eukaryota, Metazoa, Arthropoda, Insecta, Psocodea, Pediculidae. The record is from RefSeq and is a predicted model, not a curated record. Gene Ontology annotation, biological process: microtubule-based movement; mitotic spindle organization. The transcript is spliced from 8 exons. The coding region runs from base 1 to 3486 and encodes 1161 amino acids.
AUGACAAACAGGAACAUAUCCUAUUUAGUUCCAAGAUAUCCAAGUAUUCAGUGCUGGGAUGAUCGUAUAAAACUGUCUGGACCACGCUCUAAAAAUUUAAUAGAUUUAGAGUCAGAAGAGUUUACAGAAACAAUGGGUGAUAAAAUUAAAGUUUUUCUUCGAUUAAAACCAUCAACAUCUAAUGUUGAAUCUAUUUAUACUGUACUGAGUUCAACAGCUUUACAAACAGAAGCUCCAAAAGAAAGUGUAUCAUACAAAAAUGUCACAAACGGGGUGGGAAAAUUAAUCCACAAAUUUACAUUUACAUCCAUUCUCGAUCAAGAUAUAACACAAGCUGACUUAUUUAAAAAAUGUGCAGUGAAAAGUUUGAAAAAGUUUUUAAAGGGAGAAAAUUAUUUAUUAAUGGCCUAUGGUACAACUAGUGCAGGAAAAACUUUUACCAUGCAAGGAAACGUUGAUCACCCAGGAGUCAUACCGAGAGCAUUAGAUUUUGUUUUCAAAGGGCUUCAAAAUAAUAUUAUACCACUUUGCAAAUAUUACCCACAUCAGUAUAAUGAAUUAAUAGUGCCUAGUGAAGAACAAUUGAAAAAAAACACAUGUUAUAAAAACUUUUUCCUUAGCUUAGAUUUAAAUAAGUGUCAAAAAUAUCCGGAAGCUAGUCAUGUAACAAUGCAAACAACCACUUCUUCAAGUGGUUUUUCCGAUAUGUACGAAAAUAUGACAUUUAAAGAAAUGCAAUCGCGUUUGACUGAUACUGAGUGUUCAGAAAUAGAUUUAGGUUCUUAUAAAUAUGCCGUUUGGAUUUCCAUGAUUGAAAUUUACAACGAACAAGUUUAUGAUUUGUUAGAAGUGCCAAAUGACCGAGUUGGUAGAACAAAAUUAUCUUUCAGGGAUGACGAAUACGGAAACACUUUCAUUAAAAACUUACGUUAUGUGAACGUUUCGAGCGGUCACGAAGCUUUUCAAAUUUUACAAUUCGGUAGAAACAACCUUCAUUUUGCUCCUACAGCGCUAAACAAUAGCUCGAGUCGUUCUCAUUGUAUUUUCACAAUUACCUUAGCAAAAUUUCUUAAUCACGAUUCCUCUUAUGCAGUAAUCAGUAGGUUUUCGUUUUGUGAUUUGGCUGGUAUGGAACGUGCAAAAAAAACUUUAAAUAUGAAGGAUAGACUUGUGGAGUCUAAAGCGAUCAACACUUCACUCUCGAUUUUAGUUAAGUGUUUGACUACCAUUAAAGAAAAUCAAAAUAAUAAGGAGAAAAAACUCAUUCCUUACAGAGAAUCCAAGUUAACAAAAUUGUUUCGAGAUGCAGUGACUGGUAAAGAACAAUUCUCACUGAUAGUAAAUGUUACCACGGAACCUAAUUUAUUCGAUGAAACCUUAAAUGUACUAAAGUUUUCCGCAAUCGCUCAGAAAAUUGUUCCGCAAAACAUUUUCGCCAAGCCAAAAGUUAUGAGACCACUUAAAAAAUCCAGGUUUUCUCGUUUUGUCACACAGUCAAGUUACAUGGGUAAUACAAUCGAUUGGGAUGCUGAAUCCAUUGAAAAAUUUAGCGUGAAAGAAGAAAGUGUGUCGUCAGAAGUAGAAGAAUUAAGAAACGUUAUUGAUAAAUUGAAAGAAGAAUUGUCCAAAGAAAAAAGUUUGAAUGAAAAAAUUGAAUGCGAUAUAAGAAAAGAAUUAACGAGUCAAUUUUCGGAAAUUCUUAAAAAACAACGAGAAAACAAUUUGAUCCGAUUAGAAAGCGAAAAAGAAAGAUUGGAGGAAAUGUACGAAGAAAAAGAAAAGAGAAUAAUUAAAUAUUAUGAAGUUUUGAGAAAAUGUAAAAGAAAAAAGAUGGAUGAUGAAGAUGUAACAGAGUACGAAGAUCAAGAGAAAAAAUUAAAAGAAGCUAAAAAAGAAAUCGAAUCGUUAAAUAAUAAAAUUUCAGGUCUAACUGAACAAAUGCAAAGUUUUACUCAACAACACAAUAAUGUUCUCUGUGAAAAUUCUGCACUGAAAUUCACAAUCGUUGAAAAAGAUAGAGUCAUUGAAGAGAUGAAGAGAACCAUGGAGGCUAAAUCGGCGGGAGAAAACGAAUUCGAAGUUGAAUUAAAGAAACAACUGGAAGAAGCCAAGAAAAAAAUGGCGGAUUAUAAAACUUUAUUAGACGAAGCAGCAUCAGAUUACAACGAACUCGAAGAAAAUAACAAGUAUUUAAGAAAUGAAAAUGACGUACUGGAACAGUACUUGACAGAACAGCGGGAUGUUGUUGCUGAUCACAGUCGGGAAAUUGCCGAAUUUCAAAAAAUUCUCUCGCAAAAAACAAUCAUUAUCGAAAAACUAGAAGAAACGAACGAAAAAUUAAUGUCGGAGUUGAAAUUGGCUGGAGAAAAUAAAAAUGAAAAAAAUUUAUCAAACGUAAUCGAUUCACAAACGAAAGAAUUGGAAAACCUUCGAGAGCAACUCAGGGAAGUUUCCGAGAAAUUGAGUAACAAAAACACGGAAUACUCGGCUUCCGAAUCGGAAAAAGAAAAUUUAAAAUCAGAAUUAGACAAGUGCCGGUGUGAAAUAUCAAGUCUAAAAGAUGCAAUUAAAAAUUUGGAAAAAGUUGAUAAAUGCGAAAAAGAAAUAGAAUUGGAACGAACGAUAUCCGAAAUGAAUGACGAACUGGAGAGCGUGAAACUGGAAUCGGAGAUUUUACACAAGGAAAAAAUUGUUCUGGAAGAAAAAUGCGUCGAAUUGAAUUCAGAAAUAGAAUCAUUGCAAAAAGUUCUUAAGUGUAAAGUGGAAGUAGCGGAAAAGGAAAAUAUCGAAAUGAAAAAUUUAUUUCAAGAAAAUAAACGACAAGUCAUGGAUGAAUUUUCAAAGCUAUCAAAAAAAACGGAUACGCUGGAAAAUGAAUUGAAAAAUAAAACGGAAGAAUCAGAGCGUGAGAAUAAAGUUUUGAAAGAAGUCGUAGCAACGAAAGAAACGGAAAUAGUUAAAUUGAAAGAAGAAAAGGAAAAAAUGAAAAAGGAAUUUUUACUCGUCAAAGAGGAUGAAAGGAUGAGAGAGAAAAAUAAAUGUGUGGAAAUGGAAAUGGAAAGAGAGAAAUACGUGGAAAAUUUAACGGAGAAGGAUGAAGAAAUAAAAAAAUUAAAAUCGGAAUUGGAAAAAUUAACGUUGGAAAAGCACACUACUGCUAAUCGCGAUGAAACGAUGACGGAAACGGAAAUGGCACAAAACGAAACGUCGGUUAAAGUGGGAAAAAAUAUUUGUUUGGAAAAUCUUUCGUUGGUUUCGAUGGGACAACCCCAAUCUCAAAUAAAAUCGACGAGGAAAAAAAUUGAUAUGUUGGAAGAAAGCAUACAUCCGUCGACGAUCAAACACACGAGAAAAUGUUAUAAGAAAUUAUUUGCGGAAAAUGAUUUUGAUGAACUCACGGAUUUGGCAACGAGUCCCAUCGAAGUCGUGAAAAAUUUUCAUUUUAUUUUCCAUUUUCCAUUUUUUUCCAGGAAAUUCCAAGGUUGA